UAUCACUCGCAUACUUCAUGGCGAAAAACAUGCAUUAGCAACCUAACUUUUAAAUUUAGUUAAAAUCGUUAGCUACGAUUAUCUCUGAAAGUUUCCACGGAAAUCGAUAUAGAAAAGUAAAACAAGAAAGGAAAAUUAGUAAAAUAGAAGUACUAUUCUGCAUAAAAAAAAAACAGAUAUAAAACAAAAAAAAACUUCAAACUAACAAUCACAGCAGAUGUUGAGUAGUAGUCGGCACUUGACAAAUAAGCGGGAAAAAUUAAAGAAACUGCCGGCAAAGGCAUAAAUUCACUCUGACGCAGAAUGCCAUCAUGUUCUCGUCAGUAACGAUGUAUCAACGAAUAUUGUCGAGUAAAACAGCGCUUUGUCGAUCUCAUUUGUUAACCUGGUGCCGCAUAACCAAGUUUUCCGAUUCUUCUGCAGCAAAGGACAGCGACGUUACGUCGAACGCGAACGAAUCGCAGAACGAAUCCGCCACAAGCGAUUACGAGGCGAUACCUACAGGUGAGGAUAAUGUUGCUCGCCUGGUGAAAGAAGCCGCCACUUACAGUGACGCCAAGGAUACCAGCUGGUCGACGAGUCCUUAUCCCGCUGGUGUUCCACUCUCUAUAGAAGCCGAAAAAGUCGCGACACCAAAAAUUGACCCUUUGGACACCUGUGUCAUAUUGUUUCCUGGACAAGGCAUCCUCAAGGUCGGCUGGGUGAAAAACUACCUGCGUUUUCCACAAGCCAAAGAAUUAUUUGAGAUAGCCAAUGAGAUUCUUAACUACAAUCUGCUGGACUUAUGCUUAAAAGGUCCUCAAAAUAAAUUGGAUGAAACUCGCUUCAAUCAGCCAGCCACGGUAGUGUUUUCAUUAGCUGCACUGGAGAAACUGCGUGAGGAAAGACCUCGGGUGUUUGAGACUUGCAAAACUGCCGUUGGCUACAGCAUAGGUGAACUGACUUCUUUGAUCUUCUCAGGCGUAUUGUCCUUUGAGGAUGGCCUCAGGUUAGUCUCUGUAAGAGGUGCCGCAAUGGAGUACGCUUCUAGUAAAACACCUCAGGGAAUGCUGUCAGUCUUUUGUACUGCAGAGGCUAAACUAUACCAGGCCUGUGAAGAUGCGAAGAAGUGGGCACUGGAUAUAGGUAUAGACAAUCCAACUUGUCAAGUAGCAAUUUAUUUGUGCACACAAUCGAAGAUAUUGGCUGGGAAUAUAGAGACCCUCGAAUACAUAGAAAAGAAUGGAAAAAAAUACGGUCUGAGAAACUUGACCAGGUUACCUGUGUCAGGAGCGUUCCACACGAAAUUAAUGGAACCUGCGCUCAAAUCCUUCUGCAAGAUGCUCAAUACAUUACAAAUAGACGAACCUAGGUGUCAAAUCUAUUCCAAUUACAAGGGAUGUGCUUACAGCAAUUCAAGAUUGAUUAAGCAGCAUUUGCCAAAACAGAUUAUCUCGCCCGUUAAAUGGGAGCAGAUUAUGCAGCGCGUAUACAGUAGACCUCCAGGUACAGCCUUCCCGCGAACGUUUGACGUAGGAUCGGACGGAAGGAUGAGGACGAUUUUAAAAUUGAUUAAUACAAAAGCCUAUAACCAAUGCAUAGUUGUCUGAUGUUUAUGCAUAUAUUUUUUAAUAAUACAAGAAAGAACAGUACAUUUGAUAAUAGUAUAAUUUUGUAUAUAUACAGUGAAGUUAAUUCUGUACCUAAAAUGCGCAAAAUAAAGAUGAUUACAGUUAUACUGAAA
Molecule: messenger RNA, 1723 nt
Organism: Odontomachus brunneus
Lineage: Eukaryota; Metazoa; Arthropoda; Insecta; Hymenoptera; Formicidae
Gene: beg
Product: probable malonyl-CoA-acyl carrier protein transacylase, mitochondrial
Exons: 2
Coding region: 312-1589 (425 amino acids)
Molecular function (GO): transferase activity
Source: RefSeq, a predicted model, not a curated record